AUGGAACCUUUGGGAAAUGUACCCUAUUGCAAGGGUUUGUGGUCAGUUAUUUCUAGCACGACAAGUCGAUGUGAAAAAGCACUUGUCGUUGAAGAAAUUAAAAAUGCCACUGAAUUAUUAAAAGAAGGUCUUAUAUUUUUUAAACCCUUUACUGAAUCCUCCUUGGAGAAAGUUCAAAAGUCUAACCCUGGGCCUCGGAUGCUUGAUCUUGUGUCCAAGCUUGCAACUUUUCUGAAUCUAGAUGCCACAAUCGCCUGGGACUUGACUCUCAACUACAUGAUCUACGAGUACAGAAACAGUGGCGAAACCUUCGCAUCCCAUCUCGCGGAUAUAACCUCCAUGAAAGUUCUAAUCGAAGAUAUCUGGACAUUUUAUUACUCCGAGCGAAUAACAUUAAUAAAAUGUCUAAAACUAAUAAUCGAGUACCGAGACAACAAGCGUCAUCCUUAUCAAUCAGAAUUUUCCGAGUUUUUUAAAAAAGCUUCUUUGGAAUCAAUUCUGGAGUCCUCACUAAAGCAAAUAGACCGCCUCAAGUCUGCCAGUAUCGCCAACAGAUCUCACCUUCUUACAGAUGAUCACCUCCACAAAUUAUACAACAGCACCCUGGUGGAGAUGCGUGAGCUGCUCCACAUAGUCACAAUGUUACUAGACACCGUGCAACCUAGUGACUUCCAGAACAUCUACGAGAGCGUUUGCGGCGAGCCGCGUCGUCUGGCCGGUACAAAAAGCCACGAGGACAAGGAAAAAAUCACAAAACAACUCGAAGAAAUUCGUCACUGUCAAAUCGCUUUAUUUGUAGUAGCCCUUGAUGUAACCAAGCGUUACGAAAACAGCGCGAGUAGCGACGAAGUUUACAAUUGGGUUGAAAGACUCAGAGAAAAUAUCCAAGAAUUAGUAGAGCCUAAAUGCCGCAGAGACGGUUCUCCAGAAGACGGUCCGCUGUUGUUAGUCUGGAUGUUGGUAAAUUUUGCAGUGGAGCCUGAAAAUUCUGAAUUAUUAAACCGCUUUAGACCUUGCGGAGUCCGAGCAGUCCAGCUGGAUGUCUUCCGAACGCUCCAAAGUGUCCUGGACAGCGAAGUAAUCAACGAAUCUACGCGCUAUGCGCAAGUAGUACGCACAAGUAUCUACAAUCUUUUGUCAUUAUUAUGCUCCUUUGUCGACGAGGACAGGCUCAGCAAUUUCGAAGGAAUUUUCGACGUAGUUGCUUCAAUUUUACGCUACCCUGAAACAGCAACAGAAUUUUGGAACGACAGAAAUGAAGAAGGAGGUCUCUGGCCGCUUUUUCACCGAGCAGUGUCGCUUUUUCCGUACAGAUUUGAACCACUAACGCGAAUUGCUACUGGACUGGCCAACGCUUCGCUGCCCAGUGCUAAAAAAAUAGCCGCUAGAUUGGAAGAAUUAGACUCGGUGACUCUAGAAGAACCCAUUCAUCGUAACUUCACUCCCAACGCUGGUCCCAGGCAGCCGUACCGGCCUUAUGAAAAAGAAUGUACCCUCCAUCGCAAUGAAUUCACAAUUCCUGAUAAUUGCGAGAGAAUUGUUCUAGACAGCGACAAGGAAAUUGUUUUAUGGCGGACCAAGUCAAGAUAUGGCGACGCGUUUCAUUAUAAAAUUGAACUGCUGUUUUAUUACGCAGGGAGCGGAAUAAUGAAUGUUGUAAAUCAGCAGACAAGCUUGCCGGAGCAUGUAACUUUAGGAUUUACUCUACUGGAAGCUCUGCUGGCCUCUGAUGUGGACUUACCUUUAGGAAUGGUGAUCCCGACUGAACUAAGCCUGGAAGUAAUUAACAGAUUCUGUCACUCAAUUCUACCUAGAAGCUUGUACCUACUUGUCGCAGCGUGCUGUAGAGUCACGUCAAAGCUAGCUUUGAAAUACCCUGACGAAAUAUUCACGCGAAUGCGAGUGGGAAUUUACCCGAAGUUCAACGACUGGUAUCAAGAUAUUAAAGAACUAGCUCGUGCAUUUUCCUUCGAUGGAGGUCUUGUUGCAUCUUGGUUGUCCGGAAUUGAAACUAUCGAGCAUCGUUAUCCGAUUCUCAAUGCUUAUUUGGACACUCUGUAUAAUUAUUUAGUGUCUAAACACAGCGAGGAAGCGAUGUACAACAUGGAGAUCCCAGGGAUGGUUUUUUUACUCCAAGGAGUCUUGCCGAAGUUAGACUCUUGGUACUUUACCUCCGAGACGGAAAGAAUUGAGCUCUGGCUCAAGUCAAUGUCUUGCAUUCACCACGCGCUGGAUGUAAAUUUACCAAAAAACGACCCUAGAAAAAAGCUUCAGCUAGUUGUUGCUUAUAGUCUUCUUUAUUUAGAGCCUCGGCAUGCUUUAUUAAAGCUUGUAAGAACCGGAGAAAGAAAUCUAAGGAACCAAAUGAUGAACGAGUCUGAUUGGAUCAGCGGAAAAGGGUUCAAAGUUAUCGAGAGUGUAAGGCUAGCUCUUUCAUUGGUAAACCGGCUUUUGAUGUUCAGACAGAGUCUAGGACUCAGCGACGAUGAAAGAUCUCCUUUAGAAGUAGCUCUGUACACUUCACCAUCGCUGCCUACUGGAUUGUUAAUCGUACCGACGAUUGUUAAUUAUUUAUACGUCGAAUUUAGUCCUUCUUUGCAAGCAAUGGCAGUCAGUUUGUUAAAAAAAUUCGCUCAGGGAUUUUCCAUGUCGCUUUUGGUCUGCAUGGGCAUGGACGGAACGUCCAUUCGAGUGACCUUUGCCUCGCGUUUGAUGUCUCCAACUUGCUCAGCUAAAGUCAAGGUCACGAUAUUGGAGCUAGUGGCAGUUUGUUUGGAACGACAACCAGGAUUGACCGAAGCGCUGUUUAAUAUUAUGCACCAAGCGGAGCAGAAAAGAAUGUUUCCAAAAUCUGCUGAUCAAUUUUUAACCGAAGGUUGCAGCCACUUUAUUGAACUCUACUUAGAAAGGAUUUCUAAAGAGAAGGAAAUUGUUUAUGACAAACUUUAUGAUAACACAAUGAAUUUAAUCCGCGCAAUUUGGUACAACCGCAAUACAAUUCUUGUUAAUUAUUUUAGAAAACGUGAAAAGUUUUGGAACCAAAUGUUCGCUCCGUUGUUUAGACCGCUGGUUUCUGGCUCUCGAGGGUACGCUUAUUUAAUAGACAUUGCAACGCUUGAAUUGUUUGAAUCAGCGCCUCCGUUGUUGCCUGAGAAUGAUUUUACAAAAAAUUUAGAGAUUUUUUUGUACAAAGACAACCACUGGGAGCGAUUUAUUGAGUAUAUUUUAGCAAAUCCAGCCAGUACAAUGGAUACAGAUUCCAAAAUUGAAGAAGAAAACAAUAGUAGCAACGAAUCUCCAUUGUAUGAAGCGAAUAUUGAAGCUUGGUAUCAUUUUAUAGUAACUUUAACCGACAAUAAAGUAUCUAGUGAAUUAAUGACUCAAAUGGAAGCUUCAAGAGUUCAGUUUAUGAUGCGCUACACCCUGGACUCGCUUUCACUUAGAAUAAAACGGACCAAGACAAUAGGAGACGCGAGGAUAACAAUGCUGCUCGCUUCCCUGGCGCUUAGAUGUGUCUUCACCUGGAAAUUAAAGUGCGUAGAUGAGCAACAAGCUUUUAUUUCCCGGAUUGUUCAAUUAAUGGAAGAUAUUUUCCACUCUUACGACAACUACGGCGCGGGUUUGAGGAGAAUAUUGGUUUCUUUAUUACUAGGGUGCAUCCAGCUGGUAAAAAGUGCUAUGGCUGAAGAUAAAGCCAGCUUGGAGUACCUUCUAAUUCAGUCAUGCUUGCUGUCUAACAUCGAAUUGCGCAAACUUAGUGAUGCUGUAAAGAAAACUCAAGAAGUCCAAGCCGCUAGUGGGAAUAUCAAGCAUGUAGUUGAAGAAGAAAAUGAUAUUAUUGACGGGAAGAUAUCUUCUGAUUCAACAAAGUCAACUCAUACAUCAACACCAGCUACGUUGACAAUUAGCAUGGUGACUCAAUUAUUGCAGUGCAUUAACCAGCAAGACCCACUGAAGUACGGGAACAGAUCAGUGUGUCUCCACCUUCGUCAACUAGCUCCAGAUUUAAUGUCCUGUUUAAGUACUUGUCUGCAAAGUCACAGGUACGUAGGUUUCAGUCGCGCAGGGCUUGAAUUAUUGGGCAUGCUUGCUAGAUCAACGACUUACAAUCCUCCACCGCGGCCUAUCGACGAGCAGGAGUCAAUAGCGAAGCUCUGGCUGGCUCUAGUUCCUCCUGAGAGUCUCAGGAACAGCAUGCUAGAGUGUCUCUAUGAUGACAGGACGUGUCAAGGCCAGUGGAGGUGCCAGGACUGGUGGAUGAUUUAUACUCUAGGUUUAGAAUUUAUUACUGGACUGAUAAUGAGCAGCAUUGGCUUUGGUGGGCAGUCGUCUUGUCAGUCAACCUAUGUCACGUCAGUGGUAAUUUUUUUGGGCUCGCAUGAAAAUCAACUUACUGAAGUGGCGACUUUGUUAAGACACACCGCGGACCCUAGGGCCAUUGAUCUUGUCCAGUCGCUAGUUGCUCUGAUAUCUGCGCUGACUAUGCGAACUGCUGUUUGGGAAAUGAUACAACCUAGUGUACGUGAAGGUCUUAUGAAUUGUAUGUAUUUAAUUUAUGACAGUACAGUUAAUUUAUUAUUACGUCCGAGGAUACUUAAAUUUAUAAUUGACGGUGUUAGUGUAGAAAGUGCUGAAGACCUUCAUUGGUGUGAUGAAAAAUUACCGAGUAAUGAGCUUAAAUUAGUUGUUAAUAAAUUGAUUGUCAUUAAUUGGUGGUGCGCACAAUGUUUUGUUAGAUUUUCUCCGAGGCUUAAUGCAUUGGUUGACACUAUUUACACCCAAAAUUUUUGGCACACACCACUUGCUGAAAUAAACUUUGGACCACCUCAAAUGUCUAUUAAUUCCGGGCCGAGUUUAACUUAUGGGACAAUAAUUAGUUCUACUCAAUUGUUUACUCAAGCUCUUAAUGUACAUCUUGCUAUUAAUUCUUCGCCAAAAACUAUUCAAAGGACACCCUCUAAAGAUGGUAUGGACUCUGCAAAACGUGAAUGGGAACGUUCAACUCCGGAAUAUCCGAGGAAAAUUCAUCCCAAAGAUUUGAGACGUGUCUUCAAUGUCUCCGGGCCGGCUCAUGCGUAUUUUGAUCACUCGGGUUACGCUUCUAGUCAUGGAUUACUUGGCAAUCCUCGGCUUCUCAGGCGCCCGUAUGAUCCUUUAAUUUGUGAGAAUACAAUUCUUUCAAGGACAACGCCGUUUUCUCAUCACACCAGACACGUGUCCAAAAACGGGACUCAAAAUCAGAGCGUUAAUGUUGGACAGUCCAUUAGGGUUGACGCUAAUCCUUGGUUUGAUUCGAUGGAUAAAAAUAAUUCAAGGCUUGCUUUAGAGAUAAAUCUUGUUCUGGUUCUCUGUCAGACUUUGGAAGGUGUUAAGAGCCCGAGACUUGCAUUGAGAGAUCGUCAGCUUAUUGCCCGUGAAACUGCAAAUGAGAUUGGGAUGUUCUUUGAUUUUCUCGAGCAACGAGCCUCUGGAUUAAGCGAUUGGGAUAUUCAGGGUGCGUUAGUUGGUGUUGGUAUGAACGAAGCGUCUGUGAAAAUUAUUAAGCCACCGGUUAAUGUGUUAACGAUUAAUGCUCAGCUCAGUAAUCAAAGCACGAUUAAUAAAGCUCCUGUUAAUGCUAUUGAAUAUAAUCCUGGUGAAGGAACGUCACGUGAUGAUGAUUCACAAGAAAAGGAAGUACGGCUUGAUGAUAAUAUUGUUUCAACUGGGUGUUAUAAUAUUAGUUCUUAUAAAAUUAAAUUUUUGUCAUUGCUUGGAAAGCUUUUUAAAUCUACGUUAGAAUCCCUCGAUUCUGCACAAUAUGGAUAA
Messenger RNA from Cotesia congregata, 5808 nucleotides. Lineage: Eukaryota; Metazoa; Arthropoda; Insecta; Hymenoptera; Braconidae. The record is from the annotation of a GenBank genome assembly.